AUGCCUGCGUUGACUUUCUUGGGUAGGACGUGGUCUUUCGCGUCCGACGACUUUGUUUGUACUGGUAUUGUUAACUUUUUAUUGAGGAUAUUGUGCGUUUUCAUCAUGGUUAUGCCGCUCACGAUAGCCAACGAUCCAACUGUUUGUCUUCCAAAUGUAAUAGACAAGAUUUUCUGUGUGCUUCUGUUUCUUAUAAUGGGAGGUUUACUGAUUUUUGACGCAGCACUAUCAUUUUCAAGCAGCAAGGGUGGAGUGAUGGAGACCAGUUUGCGUUCACCUGUCCCUUUUUACCUCGGGGCAGUUUGCAUAUUUUCCCUUGUAUCGUCAGUGCUGCAUUGUGUUAACUUGUAUUUAGUUGUUAAUAAAUACACGUUGUGUGAAAAGCAGGUUGUUGAUUGCUAUAUAGCAGGGAACGCCAUUGCGGUAGCUCAUGUGAUUGGUUUCUACUUUUUUCUAAUGUUACACUAUCGUAAGGCUGGUGCCUUUUGGAGCCGAUUGACUAACGACCCUACUGUAUUCAAGCAGGGUUGUCUGAAUCCAAAUGUUAAUCUUUCCACGAAGCAGUUAGUGAUGCUUAAGCGAAGAAAGGCUGUUCAACGGAAGUUGGAAUGUUUACGGGCCUUUCGUCGCUUACCUUUUUGUAAAACUGAUCGGUCGACAAUGCAAACUGAUAAAACAAUAAUCACUUCCGCAGCGGCUUUGUUUUCAGAUAUAUUUUACGAUGUAGACUUAGUCGCAAGUGAUAUAGUCGCAGGCCUCUUUCUUCUACGUUGGCAAACUAAACAGUGGGUUGGUACCGGUCAUCGUAUUCCUUUAAGCUUAAUAUAUCAAGAUACUUCUCCUUCGGAUUUAAACGUUGAUAUCUUGGUGAAAGGUGACCAGAUUCCGGAUCCAUGGCUCGGUAUUCAAAGAAUAUAUCGAAUUGCCGAAUUAGUAACUGCAGUCUACGGAAAGUUAUUAUACUAUAGCAUGAAUCUUGGUAAACCAGGUGCCACUUGUAGACUGCUUCAUCAUUUACCUUAUUGUUUAAAUUCUUGUAAUCCUGUAUCAUCUGGAAAUACAAAACUUAGUUGUUGUAUAUGCUCAAAAUAUACAUGCGAUCUGGCAGCUAUACUCGAGUUCACUUGUUUAAGAGAAGAUCAGUUUAUUAAACUGUCUUAUGAUAAUUCAGUUUACCAAUCUCCUUACUUUGUAGCAGUCGAUGAUUUUAGUAAAUGUAUUGUUAUCUCUAUCCGUGGUACUUUGUCGUUCGAUGACACUAUAGUCGACUUGCUGUACGAUGGUGUACGAUUGAGUGAAGUUGAAGAUUUUGUCGAAUCAAAAACGGGUAGACGACCAUGUUUUAUUGGACAUCGUGGUAUGGUAGAACGAUCAAGACAUUUAUACAGUUGUUUACUAACUGAUCAUUCAAUUGAAACGGCAUUUAGUAGAAAACCACAAUAUAAAUUAGUGGUAUGUGGUCAUAGUCUGGGUGCUGGCAUUGCAUCUUUUCUUUCGGUCAUCCUACACUGUAAAUAUCCUGAUGUGAAAGGUUAUGCUUUCAGUGCACCUUUGGGUAUGAUGAAUCAAGAACUAGCCGACUAUUGUAAACCUUUUCUACUAUCCAUCAUCUAUGGAUACGACAUUUUCGCACGUAUGAAUAAAUCAACGAUAUCGGAUUUCAAGUGGAGACUAAUUGAUGCUUUAUCUGCUUGUAAAGUACCCAAGCAUCGUCUUUUAAGUCGGGGAUUAUUUUUAUGCAUGCGCCGUUGUUUGUUUAAAUGGUGUUUACCUCAAUGUUUUCAACCAGAAUCUUCCACAACUGUUGGUAGUGAUACUCUACUACUGGAUGCAAGCACUCAAGAGCGUUUAAUUUACUCCCUUCCACAAAUUCCAUGUGAUAAUGACGAAAUGCGAAUUCGGUUCUCAGUAGAUGAUGAUACUUCCAAUUCAGAUUCCACAAGUGCUUAUUGUACUGCACGAUCCAGUCGUUUUCGUCCUGGUCCACGUUCAAUUUUGUGCUGGAUCAAUCCUAAUAGUCUUCCAACAGAUUCCCAAUCUAAAAUGCCUGUUUCACAUGUUCAAUAUCCAAACAAUAACAAUACUGAAAUAAAUUCGUGCUCUUCUAAUGAAAUUCAGUCGCGUGAUCUUGAAUCAUAUGAUCUAUCUAACAGUGUGUUUGGUGGUUUAGUGCUUCAUUUAGUCGAUGUUAAGGUUGAUACAGUUGUCGAUGACAGUUCUACUGGUUUCGUGAUAGAUGGAAAUAAUUCUCAAGGAAAUAUCGAACGCACUUCACCAAAUUGUAGUUCUAGAGUGGAAAAGAUGUUUUCAGCAAAGUGUGGUAAAAUGGGUGCAUGUUGUGUUAAACCUCGUAAAUUGGGGAAAACGAUAGUUGGUGUCUGGUCGAACCCACAACAAUUUCAAACGAUUCUAAUCCACCCGAAAAUGUUAAGUCAUCAUUUGCCAGAUCGAAUUUUGGAAGCAGUAAGUUGCCUACAUCAAGAGUUACUUUCGGAAUCAGCAAACUCUUUAGAUAAUAAUGAUAUCCUAAACAGUUUAAAAUCAUCCGGUUAUAUACGAAAGUUGAAAAAUACUUCUUAA
This is a messenger RNA of Schistosoma guineensis, 2580 nucleotides long. The record is from the annotation of a GenBank genome assembly. NCBI's taxonomy places the organism in Eukaryota, Metazoa, Platyhelminthes, Trematoda, Strigeidida, Schistosomatidae.